UAGGGAAUUACUCCAUACCAGCUCUGAGAUUUCCAGCUCAGCAAUGCCCCCAGGUCCCUGGAAGAGCCGCUUCUGGGUGGGGGGCCUACUUUUGUGGCUCAGCGUUGGAAGUUCAGGGGAUGCACCUCCUACCCCACAGCCAAAGUGCGCUGAGUUCCAGAGCGCCAACCUUUUUGAAGGCUCCGAUCUCAAAGUCCAGUUUCUCCUCUUUGUCCCUUCGAAUCCUAACUGUGGGAAGCUAGUAGAAGGAAGCAGUGACCUCCAAAACUCUGGGUUCAAUGCCACUCUGGGAACCAAACUAAUUAUCCAUGGAUUCAGUGUUUUAGGAACAAAGCCUUCCUGGAUUGAUAAAUUCAUUAGAACUCUUCUGCGUGCAACGAAUGCUAAUGUGAUUGUCGUGGACUGGAUUUAUGGGUCUACAGGGGUCUACUUCUUAGCUGUGAAAAAUGUGAUUAAGUUGAGCCUCAAGAUCUGCCUUUUCCUCAAUAAACUCCUGGGCCUCGGCUUCUGAAGCUUUCGGGGAAAGCCUGCCACUGCGAAGCCAGCAGACUCUGUGGCCCACGGGGAGCUCACUGCCCCUGCUCUUCUAGGUGCUGGGUGUGUCGGAAUCCUCAAUCCACAUCAUUGGUGUUAGCCUGGGGGCCCACGUUGGGGGCAUGGUGGGACAGCUCUUCGGAGGCCAGCUGGGACAGAUCACAGGCCUGGACCCCGCUGGACCUGAGUACACCAGCGCCAGUGUGGAGGAGCGCUUGGAUGCCGGAGAUGCCCUCUUCGUGGAAGCCAUCCACACAGACACUGACAAUUUCGGUAUUCGGAUUCCCGUUGGACACGUGGACUACUUUGUCAAUGGAGGCCAAGACCAACCCGGCUGCCCCACCUACUUUUAUGCAGGUUAUAGUUAUCUGAUCUGUGAUCACAUGAGAGCUGUGCACCUCUACAUCAGUGCCCUGGAGAAUUCCUGUCCACUGAUGGCCUUUCCCUGUGACAGCUACGCGGCCUUCCUUGCCGGACACUGUCUGGAUUGUUUUAACCCUUUUCUGCUUUCCUGCCCAAGGAUAGGCCUGGUGGAACACGGCGGUGUCAAGAUAGAGCCACUUCCCAAGGAAGUGAAAGUCUACCUCCUGACUACUUCCAAUGCUCCGUACUGCAUGCAUCACAGCCUCGUGGAGUUUCACUUGAAGCAACUGAGAAGAAAGGACACCAACAUCGAGGUUACUUUCCUUAGCAGUAACGUCACCUUCUCAUCUAAGAUCACCAUACCUAAGCGGCAACUUCACGGGAAAGGAAUCAUAGCUCAUGCCACCCCACAGUGCCAGAUAAAGCAAGUGAAAUUCAAGUUUCAGUCUUCCAACCGAGUUUGGAAAAAAGACCGGACUACUAUUAUUGGGAAGUUCUGCACUGCCCUUUUGCCUGUCAAUCACAGAGAAAAGGUGAUCUGCUUACCCGAACCGGUGAACUUACAAGCAAGUGUGACUGCUUCUCAUGACCUGAAGAUAGCCUGCAUAUAGUUUAACCUGGGCAGGACACAUCUCCCUGCAUUUUUUUUUUUUUUGGAGGGAGGUGUGAUGAGGGAUGUGUGUGUGCAGCUUAUUGUAGACCAUUACUGCUACGGAGAAAGGCAAAGCUCUUAUUUUCUCCAUAAUGAGCCACCCUGGAGGGGAGGGAGAACUCAUUUUACAGAGCUUGGUUUCUGCUGCUGAUCUUAUGUACAUACCCAUUUUAGCUCUCCCAUGCAUACUUAACUGCACUUGCUUUAGCUCCUUGUAUAUCUGUACUUAGGAUUCAAUAGAAACAUGUACAGAGUAAACAAUUUUUUAAAAAUAAAACUUCAUGGAGUACCUGAA
This is a messenger RNA of Macaca mulatta (Rhesus monkey), 1844 nucleotides long. The record is from RefSeq and is a predicted model, not a curated record. Lineage: Eukaryota; Metazoa; Chordata; Mammalia; Primates; Cercopithecidae.